AUGUGACCGCAGUUUUUGGGGAAAAUCCAUCAUGGCGCACGUGUUUCGAAGAUCUUGCAUUUUCAAAAAAAACAUUGGUUCAUUCACAGAAUUCUUAUGGACAUAUUCUCCAAUUUCUGCUACUGUCGGAAGAAGAUUCCUCUUUAGUGAUGAAUUUUUAGGGCUUGAGAGUUACAGGCGGCAGAGGGUGGUAACCCUGGAAAAAACCGGCAGCUCAAAAGCUGAAUUUAGUUCUAUGCUAAAACGUUCUAUGGAAAAGACAAACAUAGUGUUCACAGAUGACCUGAAGACGAUGGUCUUUCAAGCCGAGAGCGACGAAGAUUUGAAAACUACAAUAGAAAUGAUCAAAAGUUAUGCUCAACAGACACGCCACAGUUAUAGUACAUUCAGCUUUGGUCCGGUCGUGAUGAGAAUGUUCUAUUAUUUAAAGAGACCGGAUCUUGCUCUGGAUUGCUUUAAAGAUGAGCAUUUAGAGAAUUUCUUCGACCAAAGAUCAAGUCAUUUGGUGCUAUUGGAUAUGUUGUUAGUCAGUGGCCAUUAUAGUGACCUCCUAGAUGUCUACAGCUCCGUCAAAGCGAAAUACUUGGGCACUGAUAAAUAUCCAAAUGAUUGUACUACCCUGGCAUUAGCAGCUUUGUAUAAAGUGAAUACACCAGAAGCAUUUAAGACCGCCCUUGAGUUAUUACAAGAGUUAGGAGAACAUUCCAGUGUGGUCGUUCCAGCCAGAGCAUUGGCAUUUGCUGCAUACUUUGCUUUAGGACAGGGGAAGCCUGAUGUCUGCCUUGAAAUCCUAGAGAGCCAAAAUGAGGAAAAGUUUGUUGCAUGUCUUAACAUGAAGGCGAUGGCAAAAGCAGACCUUGACUUGGUAGAAGAAGCCAUAGCGUUAAUUACCAGUUUAUUGUAUAAGGAUAUUCCAGACUAUAUCAAGAUAAGGCAGGAAAUCUUCCCUGAAACAGUAGAAAAGAUUACCAAAGCCGUGGAAAGAAGAAACAAAUCUGAAGUCACUCAUAAAUUUCAAAUCGUACUGAAAGACUUAGAGCGGAGGCAACACCUUACAUUUCAGACAUUCGAAGACUUUAUUUUUGAACCUAUCGUGAGAAAAUUGGCGAUGAAAGGUGGAUUUAAAUACAGACAGAGAGGAAAUAUGCAGAGACAGGCGGACUAUAUCAACAGUUUAACACCGCGGAAACGUGUGGGUUUAAGCGAUUUAGAAUAGUAAUUUUUGCUGCUACAUGGAGAUACACCUGUGAUCCCCGUAACUUGUUGGCUAAUCAUCCUUUAAAACGGACAUUGAUGAGGAUGAGAAAGAAGUUGACAAAUCUUUAUGUGCCAUUUGAGGGCUGCUUGAAAAUUGUGAUAAAGACAUUUAGAAAUAAAUGGAUUCAGCUGA
This is a messenger RNA of Lineus longissimus, 1390 nucleotides long. RefSeq names its product pentatricopeptide repeat-containing protein 2, mitochondrial-like. NCBI's taxonomy places the organism in Eukaryota, Metazoa, Nemertea, Pilidiophora, Heteronemertea, Lineidae. Gene Ontology annotation, molecular function: RNA binding. Gene Ontology annotation, biological process: multicellular organism development; mitochondrion organization; regulation of mRNA processing. Gene Ontology annotation, cellular component: mitochondrion. Bases 32 to 1216 code for a protein of 394 amino acids. The transcript is spliced from 9 exons. The record is from RefSeq and is a predicted model, not a curated record.